Messenger RNA from Adelges cooleyi (spruce gall adelgid), 1205 nucleotides. RefSeq lists its product as uncharacterized. The record is from RefSeq and is a predicted model, not a curated record. Lineage: Eukaryota; Metazoa; Arthropoda; Insecta; Hemiptera; Adelgidae. The transcript is spliced from 11 exons. Bases 212 to 949 code for a protein of 245 amino acids.
GUUAAACUUGGUUGGUAUAUUUCAGUGGCCCAUAAUAAUAGCUAUUAUCCAUAGCUGUGGUUGGAAAGCCUUUUGUUGUCCGAGAUACGAAAAAACAAAUCCUGAAUGUAUAAGCCCAACCAUAAAGCGCAAGCAGUACAUUUAGUUUCAAAAGCUGAACAAGUCGAUUGUUGUCCAAGAACCUCUUACCAACUCCCCAAUUUAAAUAAAAAUGAAACUCUUCUGUUUAUUAAUAUCUUUAUUCUUUAUGGAAGUUUUGGCACCUUAUGAUCGUUAUAUGGAAUUAGUUCACAUUACAACUAUUGGCAUCAAACUUGCUUAUGAAAAGAAUGAUUUAACUGUAGGAGGUAGAUCUGGAGCAAAUGCAUUGGAGUAUCUAAUUGAAGCAAUGGUUGAUGAUACCAAUGAUGAUCUUAACUACCAAAAUUUCCGCCAUAUUAAUUUUUUGACGGCUGUACCGGAUCAUACAGAAAUUCUCUCGAAAAGAACAAGUAUUUCAGAAACUUUAGAAGCCAAUGAUUUAUUCGACAAAAUGCUUCAAGACAUAGAGAGUAAAUUAGGAAUUAAAAUGUCAGGAGAUUGUUUGGAUGUUAAGAAAACAUUGAAAAACCUUGCAAACAUGAGAAGAGACUUUGUUGCUUGGUCUUUAAAAAGUAUAAUCAGACGUCGUAUGCUAGGAUCUGUACAGGAUGUAGAAGAUGGUGCCUCUCUAUUACCUAAUUGUCGUUUGAUAGGAAUAUACUUGAGUACACAAUUGCCAACAUUAUACAUAAAUGAAGUUAACAUUGACUCAACUAGCCGUACAUGUACCUUAAUAAGUAGUUCGUAUACCGAAACGACAUUCUGGAAAAUCGGUGCUACAUGGACAUUAAGAAACUCACAUGGCACAGUCAAUACACUCGAGGAAUACUUACAACACGGACAUCAACAAACUGCACCCACAUACUAACCCAAUGUCAGAAAAACACUGGCAUCCUUAUUCUGUUCUUUACAUAAUAUAUUAUAGUUCUUAUUACUAUUAUUACUAUAUACACUAUAAAAUCAGAAAUUUUAAAAUAUUAUACAUAUAUUUAAGCUGACGGGAAAACAACCGUCUUAGGAUUUUUUCAAUAAUAUAUUUCACAUAAUACAUUUUUUGUAUAGUAAGUACGUAAUGCUAUAAGCCUAUUUCUGUAUCAUGUCAGGUCUAUCAAAAAAAUAAAUAA